UACAGUUCUCCCUGUGCCCUCUCGAUUCACUUUUGGUUCACUUUCAAACCUCCCCGUUACCAACCCUGGCCAGCCCGGGCUUUAACCAUCUCCUUGCUCGUGUUAGAGUUGUCCGAGCGCCUUCAGCCGUCCCUGUAGUCGACCAGUUCAAGCAUAUCAUCGCCUGUCUAAUCAUGACUUCCAUCGGAGGCGCACCACCACUUUCGAUAAUUAAAACUGGCCCGGGAUUGAAAAAGAUACCCCCAUAUUGGUACCCGUAUACUACGUACGCUAAGGAGAGAUGGCUUGGGCGGGAGAUCUUGGAGGUCGUUUCUACAGAAUUUAGGGAUCGGUCGAUGGAGUAUUAUAGAUAUGCAUUAGAAUCGGGCGUGACUACGAUUAAUGGAGAGGUUGCGAAGCCUGAUACUGUAAUACAAAACGGAGACCGUAUUGAAAACGUGGUCCACCGACAUGAGCCUCCCGUGACAUCCACUCCCGUAAAAGUAUUACUAGAAGACAAAGAACGCGAAUUUCUGAUUGUAGACAAACCCGGAAGCAUCCCUGUCCACGCGUCUGGAAGGUAUUACCGUAACACGCUGGUCGCAAUUCUCAUGCAUGAUUUCGGUUAUGAAAAAGUUUACACCGUGAACAGGCUUGACAGAUUAACUUCUGGCUUGAUGAUAAUACCUACUUCUGCUUCGUGCGCACGUAAAGUGACAAACGAGUUUGUGGCGGGGACCGUUCGGAAAGAAUAUGUUGCUAGGUGUAUAGGUCGUUUUCCUGAGGAAGUUCUUUGUGAAGAACCGUUGUUGACGGUUGAUCGUCAGAUGGGUUUGAAUAUUGUGCAUCCCGCGGGCAAGCCAGCACAAACCAUUUUCACACUCAUCCGUUAUGAUGCCAACACCGACACGAGUGUCGUUCUUUGCAAACCGCUGACCGGAAGAUCACACCAAAUUCGUGUUCAUCUCCAAUUCCUCGGCCAUCCGAUUGCAAAUGAUCCAGUCUAUUCAGAAUCUCGGAUAUGGGGCGAGAAAUUGGGUAAAGGGGGCGUCGACAUAACACCUAGCAACGAACGUACUGCACCUGCACCUCCAGCCCAUCUUGCGGAACACGGGAACUCUGAAUCUCUUUCUCGAACCGGAGAAGAUGGUGAUGGAACUCCAAAGAAACUACUGCCGCGGGAAACUGGAGAUGAUAUCGGAAUGGGAUCUCCUGUUCCGUUGUCUAACGAAGCCGUGAAUGUCAUCACUCGCCUGCGAAAUAUGAAAGAUGAAGCCGAAGACUGGAGUCGUUGGAGGGAUGUGAUCUUCCGCGCGAAAGGUACUCUACGUGCACCACGAGAGUUGGCGUUAAAGAAGCCACCUCCCAGAAACAAAAAACGACGAGCAAAGGGCGAGUUUAUCGAUGAACAACUUAACCAGGCGAUUGGAAAGGUCGCGAUUUCCAAUCCAGCUGAAGUCGACGGAACAACGACCGGUUCAAGUGCAAGUGAACCUCCGACACAACCACCAUCCGGGUUGACUAGCGAAAUCUCUACGCCGUUGGCGUAUGAAGUCGAAACCAUACCAAUACCAAGGACAAAUUCACUGGGUGUGCCAACUGACGUUCCUCAGCUUACGUCUGAAGUUGCAGUUGACGUCGCUCGAUCCAUGAUUGCCGCCUCAAUAGACCCCAAUGCGACUGCACCAUCCACUUCUGAUGCACAGCAAGCUACAGGACACGAUGUCGUAAAAUUACAAGAAUCCGAAACUGUGGAAGAAGGUAGACAGAGUCAGCUCUAUUGUCCAGAAUGUUACCUUCCACUACACCCUGAUCCUAUACCGGAGAAGUUGUACAUCUUUUUGCAUGCGUUGAGAUACACGACAAGUCUGGGGACGUUUGAGACGGAAAUGCCGGAGUGGAGUGCAGAGGGAUGGGAAUGGGACAGAAGUUGA
This is a messenger RNA of Marasmius oreades (fairy-ring Marasmius), 1913 nucleotides long. RefSeq lists its product as uncharacterized. Lineage: Eukaryota; Fungi; Basidiomycota; Agaricomycetes; Agaricales; Marasmiaceae. The transcript is spliced from 11 exons. The record is from RefSeq and is a predicted model, not a curated record. Gene Ontology annotation, molecular function: pseudouridine synthase activity; RNA binding. Gene Ontology annotation, biological process: pseudouridine synthesis. Bases 174 to 1913 code for a protein of 579 amino acids.